AUGGAGUGCGUUUCGCAUGACAGCCGAAGCACAAACGGCGCAAUAUGCACCAAGGAGUUAAGAAAUAGCAGUAGCAAUUACAAAUCGAUCGAUAUGCAUGCAUAUAAGAAUAAAUUCGAAAAAAGCCCCAACUGUGAGCAAAAUGGCCAAGCAGCAAUUAGGAAAAGUAACAAGAAGAAAGAAGAAAGGAAGAACCAAAUGAAUUACUGUACCGAUAAUGAUCAGGUUGACAAUUUUAAAGUGGUGCACACUUAUUCAGGUACCAGUCAGAAAAGCAAAAAAUUUGGGCGCACAAAGAAUUUUUCAAAAAAUAAAGCAGAUUUCAAUCAUUUCUUUUAUGAAGAGAAAUAUUCCAAUAGUAGUUAUGUGGAGAAAGGGAAACGCCCCGAUAGACAUUUUCCACAUGGGGGUUCGGGAAGUAAUAGGGGAUUUAACGACAAUCACCUGAGAAAAGGCACAUCAUUAGGAAAUUGCAGCAGUGGUAAUAAUAAUAUCGGGGUUCACAAUCCGGUUGAAUCGUUUGGGAAGAAUUAUUCAGGCUCAAGAAUGAAUUGGGCAAAUGGUGUAGAGGAAAAGUUCUUUAAACGGGUGGCGAGCAAUAACGAGAACAUAGUGCCAAAUGCGGGUAAAUCGAACCUGGGCAUGGUCGAUAGUAGAAGUAGGAGAAGAGGUGCAAACUCAGAAAAGCAGCCAUUUGUCUUUACGAACAGACGGGGGGCAAAUGGAAGUUAUAAUGAUCCAAAUGGCAGCAUGGUAGAGUGCCCUAACGACGAUGAUCAUGUCGUCGCGGAACAUUUAGGCGUGAGUGGAAGCAUGUGUUCUGACCUCUGUGGUGACGUUAUCGAUGGCGAAAGGAACAGCCACAAGGGUGAUUUCCCCAACGAGGAAAUCCCCUCCAGCAAGAAAAACAGCUUCCUGCGAAAGAGUAAAUCCCUGAAAAGAAAUAACAUUUACGAGGGAGAGGAAGACGACAGGGGGGUGGUAUCCAUCAUGAAUAGGGACACCCCGGAAGGUACAGACUACACGAAUGUAGGGAAAAAAGCUUGUUCUAAUAACGAAUUAAAAUUUAAAGAGAAAAAAAAAGAUGAAGCAAUCUGCACAAGUAGGGAAGGGAAUUACGAUUUUAAGAGCGCCCUGAAUGUCCAAUUCUCGAAGACAAAAAUGUGCCCAUAUAUGAACACCAAAGAAAAGUGCAAACGGUUUUUAAAUAAUAUGUGCCCCUAUGCACACGACGAAAGUGAGUUAAAGCCAUUUCCUGAUUUGUAUAAAACAGCCAUGUGUCGUAACUACAUGAAAAAUUUAUGUAGUAAGUCGAAGAUUGAGUGUAAUUUCGCACAUAAUGUGGAGGAGCUCAGAUCCACGGAUGAGUUUUACAAAACGACGUUGUGCAAGUUUUUCCUCAACGGGUACUGCAAGGCGGACACGAACUGCAGGCACGCGCAUGGGCACAAGGAGCUGAAGUGUAAGGAGGCCAAGGGUAGUGAAGCAAAGUGUAGUGAAACGGAACGUAAAGAGGUGAACUGUGAAGGUAUGUACUGCGAGAGCGACAGGGUGUGCACGGAGAAGGCGAAUAACAAUGACGACGGAGAGCAUUCACACCAGCCUGGUGAAAGGGAACUGGGGGAAACUCUUCCAAACGGGGAAACAAUGAACCAGUUCAAGUCGUCGGAAAGCUGCUCCCUCAGCGAGGGGAAGGAGGUAAAGAUUGUAAGAGAAGGGGAAGACGUUGCAGAGGAGGAUCUCUUUCCCGAGGAUGAUAUUGAAGUGGACGUUAUCACUGUGGAAGGAAAACGCAUAUCAAACACACGCGAUAGGAAAAAAAAUGAUAGCAAAAAGAAGAAGGACAUAUUCUACAACGCAUCACGCAAACUCAUGUCCAUUAGCACGAAGGAUACGUGUUGCUUUCUGUCCAAUGGGCUGUCCAAAAAUAUGGAAUCGUCCGAAAAUUUGGAUGAUGAAAAUAAGAGUGUAAGGACGAAUGAAGAUUCGACUCUCGCCCAUAGUAGUGGGGACUCCAAGGUAAAAAGUUCGGACAGCGCAAAUAGCUAUUUUAAAGGGGAUCCCCAAGCUGAGUAUCCAUUCAAGUCUAACGAAACGAUUUACCGAAUUGAGGUAAAGGAUGAGGAAGGUAACCCCUCCUGUGACGCAAGUGGGAGGGAAGCCAAAAACGGAGGUGACACCGAGCAAGGGUGCAAUUCGGUGGAUCAUAAUGAGGACGUGACCUCAAUUGGACACUUUGGAGAAAGCCAUAAUACAACUGAUGCAAAACAGGAAAGAGAUAAUAAUAACAAAUUCACAUAUUCAAAUUCGCGCAGGGGUAGUAACGUAACACUGAAUGGAAGUUUAGCUUUGAAAAAAGAGGGCAGGAAGAUCUUUAACGACGAUAAUGCGUAUGCACAUAGGAAUAAAGUGAACGUCGGUGGGGGUAAAGGUUCGAACGAAGCGACCAUUCAUCCAAAAAUGGAGAGGAACAAAAAUGGAAGGGGCUACAUGAACCCUAAUUUUACCCCCAUGGGUAGUAAAAGUGGCACAAGGAAUUUUCAGGACAAAAUGGGGAACGGAAAAUUCAGUCGAAAUGUGCAAGUUAAUACGAUCGGUGUGAACGAUGAAAUGCGCCCCCAAGGUGAGAUGCACUUUGGCAGAUUGUGUGAGAAUGGCAUGUAUGGUUAUGAUGGAGCCGUGGGACACAGUGGGUAUGUGCAGGACAGGGGGGAGAAUUACACAUGGGGGGAUAAAGCCGGGGAGAACCACGCCGGUGAAUACAAUAGGGGCGGUUAUCGAAGCAGGGCAUUUAAUAAUACCGACAGGGGCAAUAGCAACUUCCACAGCGGGAGUAACAACAACUUUAACGGAGCCUUUGGUAACAGCGCCGAUAACUACGGCAGCAGCGUGAGUAAACAUUAUGGAAAUGGGAAAAGGGCGAAUGGAGGCACGACAAGAUAUGGUGAGAACAUGAGCAGUACGGACAGUAGCAAUAAUGGAGUGGCGAAUGGGGGCCUUGAGGAUAACGCCAUGGGGAGUGGUGACUUCGCAAGCAACCUGGUCAAUAGGAACAUGGUGAAGAAAAACUUCAGGAGUAACAACCCAAGGAACACCGCCCGAAAUGUGAGAAACAGCACGAGAAACAAUAUGCAGAGUGGCAGCAUGGCGAAUUAUGGUGCAUACCCUAACGACGUUGUGGAGAAUAAUAUGCGCACCGUGCAUUGCGAAAAUGGGAACACCUACAACAACAAUUUCAGUUGCUACGGUGUCAGCGAGGGGGAUGCAAAUGGUUACAUGGGCGUGAAUAAUUUUCCCUACAAGAAUGUGACCCAGGGCAGCAAUUGCAAUGUUGUUGGUAGAACACCCAACAAGAUUGACCAUACCAAUUAUGGCGAUCACUAUGGAAACGUUGGUAGCGGUCCAGUCGGCAACAACAACAACCCGUACCAUCCACAGGAGUAUGCUUCACCCAUCUGCAACAAUAUAAUGAAGCAGAGUAAAAAUUAUAGAGGUAAGAAAAAGGGUGUGCAAAAUAACCUGUCAUACGAAAUGAGCAACAAUGGAAACUUUGAAAACAGUAGCGGGUAUGAUCGUAAUGGAAACAUAUAUGAUCGGGGUGGUAUGAAGAGGGACGGGAAUUACAACGCUCAUGGGUAUAACCACAGUGGUACGAUAGGCAGUAUGAAUAAUGACCACGUUGAUGGGAACAUGUAUGGUCAUAUGUUCAUGAAUAAUGGUCCAAGGAACAACCACCAUGGAAGUGUCAAUAACAUCUACGGCAGUGGCAAUGGGAAUAAUUAUUACCCCUACGGCUACAAUACUAGUGAGACGCAUGUAAUGAACACCCCCUUUGAGAACAGUGCAGAUGUGCGCAACGGAGGCAUGGAACAGAGUGUGCACAGUGGCCACAUGUACAAUACGGUGCGUUCGUAUGGGUUUACAGAUGGACAGAGCGGCACACAUGACGGAAUGCAAAACGACACACAUCGAUCCUUUAGACAAAUGGACAAAAAAGUCCAUAGCGGCAAUAACGACCAUGUGCAUGGAAGCAGAAAUAGGAAGUAUCUUAUGAGUAACAAUGCUUAUAAGGAGACGUACAGGAGUGGUGGCGAAAAUUAUAGUCACGCUGUUAACCGGGCGGAUGGAGCGAACUUGGGUCAACCCUUUGCAUGCGACCCUGGUGUGCAUGAUCAAGGCAGCCUGGAAGGUGGCAGCUUCUUAUGGAGGAAGCCAAGGGGUUGCCCCUCGAAUAGGUUAAAAAAUGGACACAUGGAAGAAGCAGCGGAACGGAGAAGAAAUAAUUAUGAUGGAACCAAUUUAGGCACAAAUAAAUCGGACCACAUGGACAAGAGGGAAAGGGAAAAUAGGAAGGAGGGUCGUACUGAAGAACAAGGCGAAAACGACAUGAAUGGCACUGCAUACUGCACCAACUUUAAAGCGAAAGAUGACAUGAGCAAGUCAGAACGAAGCGCGUAUUUGCAAAAUAAUAAUCGUGGUCACAGCAAAGAGUGCAAUACACGCCGAAACCGAAAUGGAAGCAAAAAUGGAGGGAGAAAUGAUAACGUGGUGAUGCACAAUUUACAUGACAACAUGAAUCAGAGCACAUGGAGGACACUCGCUGCGUGCAUAAGCCCCGUGAACGGACCAGCGGAUCAGCCAUCAUUAUGCGAAGAUGGACAAGUGGAAAGUUCCACCCUAGAAAAAAUGAAACCAAAGAAUUAUGAUUCAACGGGUGAAAAUUUCAAAAGGAGUAACUUAAAAGGUAGGAGUCCACGAAGAAGGGGAUCGCGAAGUAGGAGAGCACAACAUGGGGAACACCAAAAUAAGGGCGAGCACACUGGAAAGCAGCAAAACAGAGGAGGGAAAAAUCAGGAAGAGUUACACACAGAGUUACAAAUAGCUGACCAUCAGAGUAAAAAUGGUAUGCUUAACCAGGAUGACAGAAUUGAAAAUUUUCUAAUUGAUGAAGAACCCCAAACGUGUGUGUCUUGCUAUCAGUACAUUACAGAUCCGACACCGGGGGAUAUUACACCAACAAAUCCAUGCUGUUUAAAAUGUGGACAGAUAAUAAAAAAAUCGCUCUCUUUGAUGAUCAUAGAGUUACUGCAGCCACAGGUGCAACACCUACUUUCGGAUGUCAACUUUUACGUGCAAAAUUAUCACGACUGA
Plasmodium coatneyi is the source of this 5151-nucleotide messenger RNA. RefSeq lists its product as uncharacterized. Gene Ontology annotation, molecular function: metal ion binding. The record is from RefSeq and is a predicted model, not a curated record. The transcript has a single exon. NCBI's taxonomy places the organism in Eukaryota, Apicomplexa, Aconoidasida, Haemosporida, Plasmodiidae. The coding region runs from base 1 to 5151 and encodes 1716 amino acids.